AUGGGUGACAAAAAGAAGAAGGCUACCGUUUUCAUCCGACUUGUCUCAGCUGCUGGCACCGGAUUUUUCUAUGUCAAGAGGAAGCCUACUAAGGUGACAGAGAAGCUUGAGUUCCGAAAAUUUGACCCUCGGACACUUUGUUUUAAGGUAGAGACCUAA
Messenger RNA from Prunus armeniaca (apricot), 159 nucleotides. NCBI's taxonomy places the organism in Eukaryota, Viridiplantae, Streptophyta, Magnoliopsida, Rosales, Rosaceae. The record is from the annotation of a GenBank genome assembly.